Clonostachys solani is the source of this 891-nucleotide messenger RNA. NCBI's taxonomy places the organism in Eukaryota, Fungi, Ascomycota, Sordariomycetes, Hypocreales, Bionectriaceae. The record is from the annotation of a GenBank genome assembly.
AUGCGCCACUGGGGCAGGCCACGUCAGGCGAUUGCGUUUCUCAGGAGCACUAUAACCUGGACCCCUCAAUUCAAAGCACCGUGCCGCCUUCAUCACCGAGCUAGGACACUAACACCGUUACGAAAACCAGCUUCCGUGAGCUCUCCUGCCCGGAAUUUGCCCUCGUUACGUCGCGGAAUGGCAGAUGAAAAGCCAAGCCAGCCGAGCCCCUCUGUCCCUUCUCAUGAGGCACCUGACGGCCGCCCUCACCCUAAUGACGUCGACGUAUUCGCAAGUGUUACAUACUCGCUGGCCCGUGAUGGUCUUGACCCGCGGGACGUUGACCUCAAAAUGAACGACCGCGACAUGUUGCUAAAUAUCGAGCUUGACAAAGACCACACCCGCGUGCUACACCUGCAAUGUGUGCGUGAGGAUACGCUUUCCGAGGCAAAGAUUGCUGCCGACGAGUUCCUUGAUCAACACAAGCCGCUCGGCGGCCCCCAGAGUACGGUGUACCAUAGAUUUGAUAAAAUUUACAAUGAGAUGGAAUAUCAUAUUCCUUCUGUGCUGGCCGACGUUGAGGACUUUCAAGAAAAAAUGACCGAGGUUGGCGAUUCAGAAUCAAUAUACCCCAAGCUAUACCUUGGGGAGGAGGCAAUUACGACUCAUAAAGACCAGGGCUUUGACCCGGUUGCCGAGCUCAUCUAUGCCUCGAACGACUUCCUCGAUCGAGUCAAGGAAAUCCAGGAGAAGUCGAAACCCUACAGAAAUGAAACCUGCCCUACGAGAACUGCAUCGAUAAUAACUAGACAAGAUGGCGACUCAGCUCACAAACAUCUUACAAACUAUAUACAUGAGCAGGCCCUGGAGCGUGGCUUCUUCUUUGAUUGUGACGACACAGGUAGUCAAUAG